AUGCCUCCCAAAGCUGCUGCCGACAAGCGUCCCGCCAACAAGGCUCCCGUCGCCUCCAAGGCUCCUGAGAAGAAGGAUGCCGGAAAGAAGACUGCUGCCUCUGGUGACAAGAAGAAGCGCACCAAGACCCGCAAGGAGACUUACAGCUCCUACAUCUACAAGGUCCUCAAGCAGGUCCACCCCGACACUGGUAUCUCCAACCGUGCCAUGUCCAUCCUGAACUCUUUCGUCAAUGAUAUCUUCGAGCGCGUCGCCACUGAGGCUUCCAAGCUUGCUGCCUACAACAAGAAGUCUACCAUUUCCUCCCGCGAAAUCCAGACUUCUGUUCGCCUGAUCCUGCCCGGCGAACUCGCCAAGCACGCCGUUUCUGAGGGUACCAAGGCCGUCACCAAGUACUCAUCCUCCACCAAAUAA
This is a messenger RNA of Clonostachys rhizophaga, 414 nucleotides long. The record is from the annotation of a GenBank genome assembly. Lineage: Eukaryota; Fungi; Ascomycota; Sordariomycetes; Hypocreales; Bionectriaceae.